This is a messenger RNA of Monascus purpureus, 789 nucleotides long. The record is from the annotation of a GenBank genome assembly. Lineage: Eukaryota; Fungi; Ascomycota; Eurotiomycetes; Eurotiales; Aspergillaceae.
AUGCCAGCCUCAACAUCCCUAUCAACCAACGACUCCGCCGUCCUCAACGCCCUCUUCGACUCCGAAUCCUCCACAAAUGUCCCUAUCGACCCCUCUCUCCCUGCAUACCCAGACUCCCUUGAUCUGAGCCUCACCCCAGAAAGCCUCGAAUCGCUCCAGAAGAGGGAAGUCGACAUCAUCCGCCGGCUGCAAGCAGCCACCACGACUUCCGUGGACACGGUGAAAGAAGCAAUCACGGCCCUAGACACACUCAUCGAAGAACGCCCAACUUAUCCCUCCGCCUACGUGAACCGCGCACAAGCACGGCGGAUGCUCAUACCCGAUUCCAAACUCUUGCAAUCCAAAAACAUGGUUGAUAAUGAACCCGCCUCCCGUAUCCUCAACGACCUGGCACAAGCCAUCUCCCUCGCAUCCCCGAAAAUCCCCUCCGACCGCAUCUCGAAGACGCAGGCACGCGUGCUGGCAGACGCACAUACACACCGGGGAUACCUGUUCCUUAAAGCUGCCAGGGUAAAGCGGGAGGACCAGAUGGUUUCGACUUCGAUUCCUAUCUACGAAUCCCGGUCUGAAGAGGAUGCCAAAAAGACGGCGGCUGUUACGAGGAGUAUCCUGGAUCUAAGUGCCGAUCAACUGGAAGAGAUGGCGAGUCGGGAUUUCGCGCAGGGAGGGAGAUAUGGGAAUCGGGUUGCGGGGAGUUUGGCUGUGAGGACGAAUCCGUAUGCGAAGAUGUGCGGGGCUAUUGUUAAGGAAGCGAUGAGGAAGGAGAUUGAGAGUAGUCGGUUUUGUUGA